Molecule: messenger RNA, 2582 nt
Organism: Mauremys reevesii (Reeves's turtle)
Lineage: Eukaryota; Metazoa; Chordata; Testudines; Geoemydidae
Gene: TULP2
Product: TUB like protein 2
Exons: 15
Coding region: 16-1761 (581 amino acids)
Biological process (GO): protein localization to cilium
Cellular component (GO): cilium
Source: RefSeq, a predicted model, not a curated record
GGGACUAGCGUCCGGAUGCUCAAGGGGCGCGAAGUUCGGGGGAAGAUCGGGAGGCGUCAGGAACCCGUCAUCUGCAGUGUCCCCGAGUGGGGGCCAAGGCCCAGCUGGAGUCCGGCCACCCCCCACACCAUGAAUGCGGCCGGGCGGGGAGACACCGGCCUGGGCGAGGAGCCCGCGUCCCUGCGGCAGCAGAAGCUGGAGCUGCAGCGCCGCAUCUUUGAGAAGAAGCAGCGUCGGAAGCGCCAGGAGCCGCUCAUGGUCAAGGCCAACCCCGACGCCAAGGUGACGGGCCGCCGGGGCCGCCGGCCCGAGGAGCGCACCCCCCUGAUGGAGUCCUGCAGUGAGCACAGCCUCUGCAACGGAACCAGCAACCCCUUCCUGGUGGAGUCGGUCCCAGAGGCCCAUCGCCCCACUGACGCCUGGGGCAGCUCCGUGCACCUGGACAGGGGCCCCCGAGCCGGGGGAGAGGCCGCAGGUGCCUCCGACGCGGAGCUGGAAGAGGCCGUCCUGGAGGACACGCGGCCCGUCAACAAGGCCACGGCGGCGCCCAGCUCCACGCGCAAGGGCUGGCCGGCCCGGCGGAGCGGGGCUGGCCACGCCGACGUCCGACGCCCCCGGAGCUCGAAGCCAAAGGCCCUGUCGCCCGCACGAGGGGAGCGAGUCCCCUCUGUCAUCGUGGAGUUCAGAGACCCUCAGGAAAGCAGCGAUGGGGACGCCCCCCCGGAGGCCGGCGCUGCAGGCUGGGAGUCAGCCCAGGAGGGAGACUCGGAGGGGGAGUCCCAGGACCCCCCCACGCCCCCCUCCCCCAUCAGGAGAAGACAGGACAGGAAGCUCCCCAGCAGAGGAUCUCUUGGCAGCCCCCCUGGGAGCGACGAGGAGGAGGAAGGAGACCUCAACAUCCUCUGCAGAUCCCUGGAGCCCGCGCCGGAGGCCGACACCCCCAGCCUGCCGGAGGAGGUGCCAGGGACCCCGCAGCCCCCGAGGCCGGAGGAGCUGCAGGGGUUCGUGCUGCGCCCGGCAGCCCCCGGAGUGACCGUCCGGUGCCGCAUCAGCCGGGACCGCAAGGGGGUGGACAAGGGCGUCUUCCCCUUCUACUACCUCCACCUGGAGAGAGACGACGGGAGGAAGCUGUUUCUCAUGUCUGGCCGGAAGAGAAAGAAAAGCAAAACCUCCAAUUACCUCAUUUCCCUCGACCCCAUCGACCUGUCCCGGGACGGGGACGGCUUCAUCGGGAAGGUCAGGUCCAACGUGCUGGGCACCAGGUUCACGGUGUUCGAUAACGGGACGAAUCCGGAUAAAAAACCCUUCGUCCCCGAAACGGCUCCGAUCCGGCAGGAGCUGGCGGCCAUUUGCUACGAGACCAAUGUGUUGGGGUUCAGGGGACCCCGGAAAAUGACUGUGAUUAUCCCCGGCAUGAACACGGAGAACGAGAGAAUCAGCAUCCGCCCGAAAAACGAACACGAGACUCUGCUGACCCGGUUCCAGAACCGGAACCUCCAGAACCUGCUGGUUCUGCAGAACAAGGUGCCGGCCUGGAACGAGGAGACCCAGUCGUAUGUGCUCAACUUCCACGGGCGCGUCACCCAGGCCUCCGUCAAGAACUUCCAGAUCGUCCCCGACCAUGACUCCGAGUACAUCGUGCUGCAGUUUGGCCGGGUGGCGCCCGACGUCUUCACCAUGGACUAUCGCGCCCCCCUCUGCGCCCUGCAGGCCUUCGCCAUCUGCCUGUCCAGCUUCGACGGGAAACUCGCCUGCGAGUAGCCUCCGCCACCUCCGACCCCGCGACCUCAGUCAUGACCUCUGACCCCGUGACCCCGACCCCUGUGACUUCAGGCAUGACCCCAUGACCUCUGACCCCACCACCUUGGAAUGACACCACGACCUCUGACCCCCCCACAACUUCAGGCAUGACUCCUACGCUCCUGGACAUGACCCUGUGACCUCCAAUCCCCAUGCCCUUGGAAUGACCCCACAACCUCUGACCCCACAACCUUGGAAUGACCCUGCGACCUGCAACCCUCUGCCAUGAUCACAGGAACUCCGACCUUGCGACCUCUGACCUACUCUGAGUGGCUGGUUCCUCUCUGACCCACCCCUUCCCCUGUUGAUGGGUUCUUGUCACCCUUGACCUCUGAUUCCUUGACUUUACCCUUUGACCUCUCACUACUCUGACCUCUGGCAUUUUUAAUGUCAUUCUUGACCUUUGACCUCCCCAUCUUGGCCUCUCGCCUCUUUGGGCCUAGCUCAUCCUUGACCUACGACCCCUGACUUUCCUUGUGGCCCUCUGGUCCUUUGAUGUCAUCCUUGGCCUGUGGUCCAUUUGACCCUUGACCUAUGAUCCUUCCUUUUCGUCCUUGACCUCUGACCUUUCCCCUCUGGCCCUGAACCAUUUCUCCUCUUUCAAAGACGUUGCCAUGACAGCACCUGCAGCCGCCAUCUUGAUUGAUUCAGAGUCCCCUGCCCCCAAAGAAGCGGGGGGGUCAGGGCUGUUCUGGGGGACCCCCCCAAUCCACGGACUGUAAAUUUCCCCUCACCCCCGAGAGUGUAACAGAUUCUUGAUCCAAAUAAAAUCUACCCAGAAG